Messenger RNA from Moneuplotes crassus, 1059 nucleotides. The record is from the annotation of a GenBank genome assembly. Lineage: Eukaryota; Ciliophora; Spirotrichea; Euplotida; Euplotidae.
UUUAUAUAAUUACCCAAACCGCCUUACUAAACUCAAAAUGGAGAAAUUAUCGAAGAAGAACAAAAAAGGAUUCAAAAGAGAAGAUUCCCAAAUAGACUCAAUCACCGACAGCAGAAGGAGACAUGCAGAGUUCAACCAAUUAAAAUGCCUCAAAGAGACAAUCUCCGAAGAAUGAAUGGCUUUGAAUGCAAAAUACAAAAAUUUGCGUAAAGAAAUUUCCGAUCUAAAAAGCACUGAUAAAUAAAGAAAUCGAGCAGAAACAAGUAAUCCAGCACUUAAAAGACAGCAUCGUCACUACGACCCUCGAAUACAACCAGAUGAAGGAGCAGAACAAGGUGAAGGAGGAAGAACUGGAUAAACUUAAGGAGUUUCAACAGUCUUUGAAUAAGAAUAUUGAGUUUGCAGAUACAGAAGUUAUUGCUCACUUUUUGGAAGAUAAUGAGUUUUUGCAGAACAAGGUGGUUGAUGGAGUCCAUAAUCCGAACCAAGAUUAUACUGCAACAGAGCUUUUUGUCAUGAUAACUGAAAUGUUAAAAUAAGCUCGAAAAGCAGCACAAUUUUAACGCUAUUGACCCGAUCGACGAAGAAAGAGACCAUCUUGACCUCAAACACAAAAUUGAUCAGCUUAUCUUACAGCGUAAACAUCUCCAAGCCAUGGGUAUUAAGAACGAAGAAAGGCUUUCAGGUGAAGAACAAGAGAAAAUUCACAGAAUUGACGACUGCGAUGACCUUAACGAAGUAAAACUCCUCGAAGACAGACUCCUCAAGAUGCUUGAGAAUCUUGGAGAGGAUACCACUGAGUAUAGACAGGAAUGAGACAAAGACUCCUUGGAGCUUGCUGAUACCUAUCAUUUGCUAGCAGAGGUAGGCAGGGUAGACUCAACCUUAACCACAAAGUUCACAAAAACCAUUUUGAAAGCUAGAGGGAAAAUGAUUGAGUCUAAAGCAGACCUAUUAGAAGCAGAAAAGCAAUACCAUAGUGCCAAGCACAAGGUCCUCCAGCAGAAAUUAGAGGAGCUCGAGAAAGAAAUUUUUGGGACUGACCAAGAACCCUUUUAA